Molecule: messenger RNA, 4751 nt
Organism: Phasianus colchicus (ring-necked pheasant)
Lineage: Eukaryota; Metazoa; Chordata; Aves; Galliformes; Phasianidae
Gene: ARHGEF6
Product: Rac/Cdc42 guanine nucleotide exchange factor 6
Biological process (GO): lamellipodium assembly; intracellular signal transduction
Cellular component (GO): lamellipodium; cytoplasm
Molecular function (GO): guanyl-nucleotide exchange factor activity; protein binding
Source: RefSeq, a predicted model, not a curated record
AUACAAAGGCAGUUUUACUAACAAGGCUUGUUACAGAAAGUUGAGAAUACUAUUUAAAUGUGGCAUUCUUCCCCAGUCAUCUUCAGCAUGAAGUUCAGUUGUAAUAUUUAAAUAGCUCAGACAGAUUUACAUUUUCUACUUCGGGCAGUAGCCACAGAUUAAGAUGAAACCAGAUGAUAGCAUGGCAUCUGUCUGAAGGAGAAAGUCAGUAGGUAAGAUCUUCGUGGUGGACUGAAAAGUAUCCACACGAAGUACUUCCAGUAACUUGCAGUAGUGUAGUGGAAGAUCUGCCUUCACACUCAGCACACUAGAAUCCAUUUUGUAGAAAAGAUGUUUCUUACCUUACAAUAACACUAAGUUCUGAUUUCUAAGCUUUGGUGCUGAGCAAAAAAAAAAAAAAAGUUUCACAUUUGAGCCGUGCAAUCAGCAAAAGAGGCAGGAAGGUGUCAUCACGGAUGUGGGUUAGGGCGAGCUGCAGCACGGAACCGUGCGGGGGGCAGAGGGACAGCAAUGAAUCCAGAAGAGCAAGUGGUAACGUGGCUCAUUUCGUUAGGAGUUCUGAACUCCCCUAAGAAAAUAGUUGAUGAUCCGGAGGAGUUCCUGAAAACUUCUCUGAAGGAUGGAACCGUGCUCUGCAAACUCAUCCAUCGGCUCCUUCCGGGGUCUGCAGAAAAGUAUUGUCUGGAGCCGAAAAAUGAAGCUGAUUGCAUCAGUAAUAUUCAAGAGUUCUUGAGGGGCUGUGCAGUUCUUAAAGUGGAGCUGUUUGAGCCGCAUGAUUUGUACAGCGGAGAACAGUUCUCCAAGGUCCUGAGUACGUUGACAGCUGUAAAUAAAGCUACUGAAGAUCAGCCAUCCAAAGGGCCAUGUUCGCAUCCAUCGGCUCUUAGCUCUGCAGCUGGAGGUGCCCACACCGACUCCAACAGCACAGCCUCACAGUCAGCAAAGGUCCUAAGGAGGCAGUCCAAGGCUGUGGAGAUGACCGAGAAUGGCAGCCAUCAGCUGGUGGUAAAGGCCAGGUUCAAUUUUAAGCAGACCAAUGAGGAUGAACUCUCCGUUAACAAAGGAGACAUUAUUUAUGUCACCCGGGUUGAGGAAGGGGGCUGGUGGGAAGGGACCUUGAAUGGAAAAACAGGCUGGUUCCCAAGCAACUACGUCAGAGAAAUCAAAUCCACCGAUAAACCACUCUCUCCCAAAGCAUUAAAAGGACUUGAAAGCACUCAGCUGACAAAGAAUUAUUACCCUGUGGUGUUGCAAAAUAUUCUGGAAACAGAACGAGAUUAUGCGAAGGAACUACAGUCACUUCUGGGAACUUACUUAAGACCCCUCCAGUCUUAUGAUAAGCUCAGUGCUGUGGACAUCGCGUCAUUGCUGGGAAACGUGGAGGAAAUCAGUGCAUUUCAGCAAACCCUGAAUCAAGCCUUGGAAGAUGUUGCAAAGCUCCCCGAGAACCAGCAGCGUGUGGGAGGCUGCUUUAUGAACCUGAUGGCCCAGUUCCGCUCCCUGUACCUGACGUACUGUGCGAACCACCCUUCUGCUGUCAAUGUCCUCACACAGCACAGUGAUGAGCUGGAGAAGUUCAUGGAGAGCCAGGGUGCGGCCAACCCAGGCAUUCUCAUCUUAACCACGAGCCUCAGCAAACCCUUCCUGAGGCUGGACAAAUACGUGACACUUCUGCAGGAGCUGGAGCGGCACAUGGAGGAGGCGCAUGCAGAUCAUGAAGACGUCCUGAAAGCCAUCACAUCCUUCAAGUCUCUUGUGUCGCAGUGCCAGGAGCUGAGAAAGAGGAAACAACUUGAGCUGCAGAUCCUUUCCGAAUCCAUCCAGCGUUGGGAAGGAGAGGACAUAAAAACAAUGGGAAACAUCAUCUACAUGUCCCAGGUCAUGGUGCAGAGUGGGGGCAGUGAGGAGAAAGAAGAGCGAUAUUUCUUGUUGUUUUCAAAUGUUUUGCUCAUGCUAUCUGCAAGCCCGCGGAUGAGCGGGUUCAUCUAUCAGGGAAGGCUGCCUUUAACAGGAAUGACGCUGACAAAGCUGGAAGAUGCUGAAGGGAACGAGCACAUGUUUGAAAUCGCAGGGAACAUGAUGGAGCGCAUCACCGUGUCCUGCAGCACCAGCCAGGAUUUGCACGAGUGGCUUGAGCACUUGCAGAGGCUGACCAAAGGGACGUGCAACACCGUGUCCAAAACGCAGUCCUGGAGCGCCCAUUCGACAUUUGGCUCCACUGGACAGAUCCGUGGACCCCUGGAGCCCCCCAAAAUCCUCAAACCCUGGAGCUUGAGCUGCCUCCGUCCCGCUCCUCCCCUCCGACCAUCGGCAGCGCUGAGUUACAAAGAGAGGAUGUCUUAUAUUUUGAAGGACUCCAGCAAAAGUCCGAAAACAAUGAAGAAGUUUCUUCCAAAAAGGAAAACUGAGAGAAAAGCAUCAGAUGAAGAGUUUGUUAUUAGGAAAAGUACUGCUGCACUGGAGGAAGAUGCUCAGAUCCUGAAGGUGAUCGAGGCAUACUGCACUGGGGCGGGUUUCCAGCAGGCACUCAGCUCAGGCUCCCGUAAAGACUCCAUCCCCCAAGUCCUUCUUCCUGAGGAGGAGAAAAUCAUCAUCGAGGAAACGAGGAGCAAUGGUCAGACUGUCACGGAGGAAAAGAGCCUUGUUGACACAGUUUAUGCACUGAAAGACGAAGUGAAGGAACUGAAACAGGAGAACAAAAGGAUGAAGCAGUGUUUGGAGGAAGAGCUGAAGUCCCGGAAGGACCUGGAGAAGCUGGUGCGGCGGCUGCUGAAGCAGACAGAUGAGUGCAGCAGGGAGGAGACGGGACGCAAAUCAUCGCUGAUUGCCUGAGCUCAAGGAGAAGCUGUUGGCAGUGUGACCUCAGGUGUAUUUUGGGAAGCAGAACUGGAUCCUUUGCCUCUUCUUCCUCCUCAUUUUGUUGGUCCGGGGAAUUUUGUUACCAAAAAAAAAGAAAAAGAAAUAGUUUUUUCUUCCAUCCAAUAAGGAAAUCAAGCAAACAAGCAAUCUAUCACAACUCAAGCAUCAGUGAGCGGUCCGUGAUUCACAAUCCAUCUGCAGCAGCUGAUACCUCAUUGGAGCAAACCCAGCCUGUGCCAGUGACUGCUGCUCACAGAGGGUUUGGCAGCAGUUUCCCAUCACUUCUUGAUGCUUUCAUUCUCUUCAAAAGCACCAGUACCUAUUUAUUGAAUGAAAACAGUAUUGAGAUGGCAAUGAGCAGAAACCAAAAAAGCACCGUGCUCCUUUUUUCAGAUAAUCACAACUGGGGAAGCUAUUCCCAUCCACCUUCUUCUUCCCCGUUUAUUGACUGUAGUGAACUACAGCCCAGCAAUACUGCAGUUCCUGUGUGGCCUCGAUACUGAUUAAAACAUGCAAUUAACACAAAGGCGUUUUAAUUCCUUGGGGAAAUCAAACCUGGAGCACCUGUCAGAGCACACGGGAAGGUGUAUUGCACAGUACUGCCUCCUAAGAGCUCAUUGUUAGCACAACAGGUAGUGCCCCCAGCCCCUUUUCUUAAGCAUGACCAGGAACCCUUACCCCCUGCUUUCUUUUCACUUGGAGUGUCCACGUAUUAUAUGAGUUUAUAGUUUUGCUGUGCUUCCCCUCGCAGGAUAUGCUUUUCUCCAUAUGAAAUGCAAACACUGCUUGACAGCAAAAACACCCCCCAGGUAUGCUCGUCCCCUUCUCCCUUCUGCCCACAUUAGGCUCCUGCCUGAAGGCCAGGGUGGCCGCUUCUCCCCCAUUGCCCCAAAGGGGCUUUUCUUAUAGGAAAAAGGAACUUCUGGGAUAGGAAAGGUAUUUAUAUUUAGGCUUUGACAGGAGCUGGAAUGCUCCUGGGGCAAGGACGUGCAGCACCUCCCAGAUCCCUGCAUAGCUCCUUGAACACAGCACACGGACAACAUGCAUAUGUAUCCAGUUAUCUUCACUUUAUUUGGUGUUACACCCUAGUUUAUAACUGAUGUUUUCCUUCCUUCCUUAGCAGCAUUUACAAUUAACCUUUUGUUAAUUAUAAGCCUUCAGUGUAUCACAUGGCAGCACGGUCCCUGUGCAUGCAGACACACUGCAGCUUCUUACAGUCCUACGUCGGUCAUGAAGGAUAUAACAGAGUCAAUAAUUACGAUUCUCUCCUUGCAAUUAAAAUUCAGGCAGAACAUAGCAAAGAGUCUUUAGGGAGAGCUGGACCCUGCUGUGCUAGUAAGCCAUUUCCCAGCAUAACCACCUUCCUGCAUAUGCUGGAGCUUGGCUGCACUGCUGUCUGCCCCAGCAUCAUCAUGCCCAAAGAUGGGCUGGGCUGGGGUUCACACCAUGCAGUCAGCACAAGGAGGAAAACCAAGGGCCAUUUGUACACCUAGGAGAAGGUAGGAAUGUUUCCCCACUGCCCACGGUUUAGUUGAAACCUGUGCUGUGUACAUAUGCAUGUUUAUAAGAUGUAAGGUGAUGGAGGCUGCACUGGGAUGUUUUUGAUCAGGCGUUUGUUAAGAGCUAGAAGCCAAAAAAAUAAAAAGGAAAAGAAGCCAUGCCGGAUGGACAGCAAUGUUUCCAUAUUUACUUUGUUUACAGUGCUUUGUAAAUAGGUUCCAGUGAGUCUGUCUUUAGAUGGAUGUUGUGUCAGCUGCCUUCCACUUUAUCUUUGUCACGUAGGUUUAUUUACUGUAACUACUUGUGCAAGUUCAACUUUUCUAACAUGUUUUUAUUUUGGACAGUUUUUUAAUUGACAUUUUCAACAAAUAAAGGAUAAAAAUCGCUUCUUA